Molecule: messenger RNA, 5267 nt
Organism: Caenorhabditis sp. 36 PRJEB53466
Lineage: Eukaryota; Metazoa; Nematoda; Chromadorea; Rhabditida; Rhabditidae
Source: the annotation of a GenBank genome assembly
AUGGACGACGAGAUCGGCGAACGGACGCCGGCGUUGGGCGGAUCGUGCGGGCCUUCUGUGCGGGCGCACAGCAGCAGUCCCCGCAGGGUGCCGCUCUUCGAACGCGCCUCUGCCCGCUGGUGGAACCCGCAGUUCCGAUCGGCCACCCUCGAAGCACAGUACUGGAAAUGCAGCUUCAGUCAGUUGCGCGACCGCUUCCGCUCCGGACUGAUCUACAUCGCCGCCGUCGUCGCCGCCUGGACCCUAUUUCUUGCGUUGUUCGAUCGCACUUUCAUUCAAACUUGGGUAUGUCUUUACUUCUUCCGUUUCCAUUUGUUUACUUUCCCCUAUUAUACGUUUGGUUUCCUAUAUAUUUAUUUGUCAGUCAGUCAGGCGGGGUUGUGUCCGGUAUAUAUAUACAAUAGAAGUGUCCGAAUACUUGACCUCGUCGAUGAAGAAAGAAACGCAAAUUACUGGUUUUUUUAUGACAAGACACUAGGUUUUGACACGAAAGUUAGCAUUUUUUGAAAAUUUUCGAAUGCUUCAAAUUACGGUAGCUCGAGAUUUCAAUGAAAAACACUAUUCAGCCUUCGCCUGUCCAAAAUAGAACAUUUCGAUACAGUUUGAAGGAGACACCCUUUUCCUCUGAAAAUCUAAAGGCUCAAACGUUUUCGUGGCGAGAUUCUUCUUCUUCGCAUUUCAAAUGCAAAUGACCUCCCGAAUUCAGCUUCACCAAUUUGAAUAAUUCAAAUGCAAGUGUGUGUGUGUGUGGGUGUAUGCGUCGAAGAAUUUAUCGCCUUUUUCAUGGCGGCGGGCCCUCCGUGAGCCUUUCUAAAUCCCGAUCUAAAAAUAACCAGCGGAAGGGGGCCCGCUGUCAAUUUUCAUGAGCUUUUUCUCUAUUUCUCCGAGCAAAAAGAGCUUGAGCUCGGCGAGAGCAAGAGCAAGAGCAAUUGUUGAAAAAUGAUGAAAAGAGAGCUCUAGCUUCUUGUGCGCGCGUGUGUAAAUCCAAUGCUCCAUGAGCACGACAACACGGCCCCGACGGAUGUGCCAAAAACCAAUUUCCGAGGCGAAAAAAGAAGAAGAAGAAAGAGUGUGCCGAGUCCGAGAUGAUGAGCUUCUGGAGUAGAAGAAGAAGAAGGAGAAAAGUCAAUUUAGGCAAAAGGAAGAGAAGAAGCGGUUCUGUUUAUUGGGAAGAUGCUCACGGAGCCCGUGCAUUGUGGUCGAAGAGAAAUGAAACAAAGUGGAGUAUUCCGAAUGAAAAAACUGAAAGUUGAAAACUAAAAAUUGAAAGUUAGUUGGAGCCAGGAAGUUGAAGCUCUAGGGUAGGGUUGCAGAAAAGGCGCCUGUUUUUAGCUCAUCUGCCGUAAGCCACAAUAUUUCCAAACAUUUUCAGAUCGUUGCACUUUCUCUGAUAACUGUAAUAGUCGCCAUGUUCGUUUUUACCACGUGUGCUGCACAAUAUCAAAGGUUCGUUUCACGAAUGACGACACAUUGACAAUCAAUACUAAAGACUGUGUAGAAUAAUGUUUCUAGAAGAAUUUAAAAAAAAAUUCAGGUUCUACAUGCCCACGUCGUUCCUGUGCACUUUUCUGAUUUGCCUCGUCACCCUUCUCAUAUUCUCCGCAGAAUCGCACGCAGCAUUCAUGACCCCUGUCGCGAGUCUUGCCACGAGUUUCCAGGUAUCCCAAUCCCACCAGUACCCUCCGUAAUCUCCGAUUUAAGGUCGUCCUGCUGAUCUACACCGUGAUCCCGCUGCCCUUGUAUUUGUGCAUUCUCAUCGGCGUCGUCUACUCGAUCCUUUUCGAAAUUCUGAACAAAAACAAAAUCGGAUUGGAGGAAGCCGGCUACAUAAAAUUAGUUUUGCACGCCGGCGUCCAUCUUCUCGGCGUCCAUUUGUUCAUUUUGACGCAAGUACGCCAGAGGAAAACAUUUUUGAAAGUCGGACAAUCGAUGUUGGCGCGCAAGGAUUUGGAGUUGGAGACGCAAUUCAAGGACCACAUGAUCCAGUCGGUGAUGCCCAAAAAAGUAUGCAUUUAGAAUUGGGAAACGGAGGGAGAAGGGUUAGAGAAACAAAGAACAAAGUUUUUGAAGCGGAAAACCAGAAAACUUGAACAUGACAUACUUUUUAGGUCGCUGAUGAACUUCUCAAAGACGCUUCUGAGCUCCGACGCCCUUCAGCUUCCAAUGAUUCCAACUGCAGAACAUCCAAUGCCACGCAAGUUGAUCGUGAGUUUUUGAUAUCUUUUCCUUGAAUGGAUAGAAAAGUCUCAACCCCCUCUUUUUUCCAGAACCCAUCGCCAAAAUGGUGCCGGAAUACCGAAAGUUCCGUCCGUUCACAAUGAAUCUCAUGACGAACGUGUCGAUCCUCUUCGCCGACAUCGCCGGAUUCACGAAAAUGUCAUCGAACAAGUCUGCGGACGAGCUCGUCAAUCUCCUCAACGACCUUUUCGGUCGAUUCGACACUCUGUGCCGUCUGCGCGGCCUCGAGAAGAUCUCAACUCUCGGAGACUGCUAUUACUGCGUCGCCGGGUGUCCGGAACCUUGCGAUGACCACGCGUGCCGGACCGUCGAAAUGGGUCUCGACAUGAUUGUGGCCAUCCGUCAGUUUGACAUCGAUCGUGGACAGGAGGUCAACAUGCGCGUCGGUAUUCAUACCGGAAAAGUCAUGUGCGGAAUGGUCGGCACGAAGAGAUUCAAGUUCGACGUAUUCUCGAACGACGUCACUUUGGCGAACGAAAUGGAGUCUUCAGGAGUCGCCGGACGGGUCCAUGUCUCCGAAGCGACCGCGAAACUUCUCAAAGGUCUUUAUGACAUCGAAGAGGGACCCGAUUACGAUGGUCCCCUCCGGAUGCAAGUGCAGGGAACGGAGAGAAGGGUGAAGCCGGAGAGUAUGAAGACCUACUUCAUCAAGGGAAGAAUCAACGAAACUGCAGAAGAAGAAGCCGUUCAAGUGCAGGAAGUGGAGAGUCUGCACAGCCAGAAAAGCAGUAAAAAGUCGACUUUGAAGCAGAAAUGGGCGGAAAAGUUGAAGAUGAACCACACAAAUUCGUACCCGAUGAGAACGGCAGCAAGAGAAGGCGGAGGAAGUUUGAGGAUCAAGUUGGCCGAGAGAAACAGAAGUACCCAACUUCUCCCCAAAGAGUCCAAUUCUAUUUGUGUCAUGGAGGACAACCGGAAGUCGGCUUCUCUUCAAGCGCUGGCCACUAAUAACUUCAACGGAAGCAACACAGACACCAACAAUACUUAUAGUGACCGUGUGACCGAUAGCAAGAAGUUUGUGAGCACCGGAAGCGAGAGCAACAGUAUCAAAGGAAGUCGGAGCAGUGGUCUUCAGCUUUCUCUCCAAGAUGGAAACUCCGACCUCAAUUCUGUGGGCGGCCUGGACACUGCCAUUUCUCACCACCACAACGCCGCAUCUCUCACUCGCUUCGACACGGACAAUAAUUUCGAUCAGCGCUUGGCAAUGGUGAUCGGACAAGGAGAAGAUGGAUUCGACAAAGGCUUCUGGAACCAUCACGACAGUCUCAACAAGUGGACCCUUCGGUUUAAUGAGAAGGACGUCGAGCAAGAGUAUAGGGCUCACUUUGUGGAUUCGGCUGAAAGGUAUACGAGCGCAAAGAAAGGACACGUGGAACGUCAUCAGGAUCUGAUGGAUAUGGAGCAAGGCGAGCAGUCCGCGGUGAACAAGUACAGAUACUCCGGGGUGUUCAUUGACAUCAUCGUGGCCACUCUCAUCUUCGUGAUCGCCGGAAGUGUCGCCCUGAUGUCAGUCCGUCCACUUCCGAUCUCCCUGCUCGCCUAUUUCCCCUUUGCUGCCGCCAUCCUCAUCCUAACGAUCGUUCUGAUCGGUUUGCCCCUUCUCGCCCGCAAGACCUCCAUCCAAUGCGCAAACCAAUGGAUGCCACGUCAUCUCAUCGGCCUUCUGCUGAUCUUUUUGCCUGUCGGAGUGGCCAUCUGCAUCAUGCCGUUCUGUCAGAAAGGAGAAUGUGCCAAUAUCAUUUUGAACUACCGGCUUGCGUUCAGUUAUGUCACCAUUCUGGCCAUAUUCGCCCACUGCAACUUCUCCCAGCUGGCUGCCUGGCCGAAGACCACUGCCGCGGUGCUCAUCGGGCUCCUUCACAUCGCCGGUGUUUUUUAUUGCCAGUUCAAUUUGACGCAUUUGGAUAUCGAGGUUAGUUCCAGCACUUUUCUUCUAAUAGUUUUACUUUCUGCUUCAGGCUGACAGCUGCAACGUGUCCACCAUCUGGAUCCCUCCGAUCCGUCGCGGAUUCAACGCAACCAUCUCGCUGAACUCCACCUCCGCGCGUACUUUGUCACAGACCUUCGGCUCCCCGCUCUUUAUCUGGGAACUUCUGCUCGACGUCGUCCUCUCCAUCGUCCUCGUCGCUUUCCUCAACUAUCAAUUUGAGACGGCGUUCCGCAUGUCAUUUUUCGGCGACGUUCAAGCCAGACGGGACACGGAACGGAUGCAAAUCGUGCGAGAUCAAGCCGAUUGGCUGCUGAACAACGUGAUUCCCGCCCACGCAGUCGAGAGUUUGAAGACGGACACAAAGUACAGUGAGAACCACGAAACGGUGGGAGUUCUCUUCGCGUCCAUCACUAACUGGAACGACAUGUACGAGGAGAACUUCGAGGGAGGCCGCGAGUUUCUGAGAGUGCUCAACGAGGUCAUCGGAGACUUUGACGAGCAACUCGACCGCCCCGAGUUCAGCCACAUCGAGAAGAUCAAGACGAUCGGACCUGCGUACAUGGCGGCCAGUGGAUUGAAUCCGGAGAGGAAGAAGAAUAUGCAGCAUCCAAAAGAGCAUCUGUAUCAGAUGGUCGAGUUCGCAUUGGCCAUUCAGCACGUGCUCAGCGUCUUCAAUGAGGAUCUGCUCAACUUUGAUUUCGUUUGUAAAUUAGGACUCAAUAUAGGUAUGAACUUUUUAACUUCUUCAGAAACGUUUAUGUGUGUUUCAGGACCAGUGACAGCCGGUGUCAUCGGAACCACCAAGCUGUACUAUGACAUUUGGGGGGACACAGUCAACAUUGCGAGUCGAAUGUACAGUACCGGAGUGCUGAAUCGAAUCCAAGUGUCUCAGCACACCCGCGAAUUCCUGCUCGAUCGGUAUGAAUUCGAAUUCCGAGAUCAUAUUGAGGUCAAGGGAAUCGACGGAGGAAUGGACACUUACCUCUUGGUUGUAAUCAUUGGAUUUUAUUCUGAAAUUAAUUGUUUCAUGUUUCAGGUUGGAAGAAAAGGCGAAGGAAUUCCGCCAGCCAUUAACGACAACAAAGAAGACGAGUUCUGA